AUGUUGUUCAACCGGGGAUCAACUCUCCUGGCCGCCGUGUUCUCGGCCGGUCUCACUACGGCCUUUGAGAACCCAGUGAGAGAACCCGCCCCCGAUCCAUCACUCGUAUUUGCGGGCGGCAAUUAUCACCUCACGUUCACUUCGUACAACAGAAUCACCAUUGUCCGCUCCGACAAACUGAGCGGCCUCCCCAAUGGCGAGCAAAAGACAAUCUGGACGGACACAAACACCACCCGCAGUGCCAACAUGUGGGCACCUGAGCUUCACCAGAUUGACGGCGUCUGGUACAUGUUCUACUCCAGCUGCGACGCCAGCCUCUCGUGCUGUGACAGCUGCUCCACGCGCGUUCUGCGAGGCUGCGACGCCCCUGGCCCCUACGAUUGCGAAUUCCAGCAUCUCGCUGACUUGAUUCCUCCCGAGGGAUCAAGGGGAGGGCUCGACAAUAACUUCGCGUUCAGCAUCGACGGCACGUUUCUCGAGGUCCCCGGUUUCGGCAGAUACCAUGUUCUGAGCAUCAGAGAUAAUGAGUUCAACCAGGCUCUGGCCAUCACCCAGCUUGACACGGAUAGCUGGACAGUCGGCGCGUGGCACGUUAUUUCCAUCCCGGACCAGCCUUGGGAGAGAAACAUCACCGGAGCCAACCCCCCUCCUUCUGACGAUUUGGUCGGCGUUAAUGAAGCACCCCACCCCCUGUACCACGGUGAUGACAUCUGGUUGUGCUACUCCGCUUCCAACUGCGCCACGCCCAACUACUCAUUGGGCCUCCUCCACUGGAACGGCGGCGAUCCCCUCCUCAAGAGCUCCUGGGACAAGACAGGGCAGGUCUUCUCUCAGGCCAAUGGGCUCUACGGCACCGGCCACAACUCCUUCUUUACCUCCCCAGACGGAACCGAGAUUUGGAACGCCUUCCACGCUACAAGAAACUCAGCUGGCUCAUGUGGCGGAGACAGAUUCACGUCUGCUCAGAUCGUCACGUUUGAUGAGAACAACACUCCUAACUUUGGGGUUCCACAGCCCUUGGGAGAAAUCUUGACACCUCCGAGCGGGGAGGCGAACUAA
Molecule: messenger RNA, 1059 nt
Organism: Colletotrichum gloeosporioides
Lineage: Eukaryota; Fungi; Ascomycota; Sordariomycetes; Glomerellales; Glomerellaceae
Product: Extracellular exo-alpha-(1->5)-L-arabinofuranosidase
Exons: 4
Coding region: 1-1059 (352 amino acids)
Biological process (GO): carbohydrate metabolic process
Molecular function (GO): hydrolase activity, hydrolyzing O-glycosyl compounds
Source: RefSeq, a predicted model, not a curated record